Camelus dromedarius (Arabian camel) is the source of this 3840-nucleotide messenger RNA. Its product is annotated as protocadherin beta-16-like. Gene Ontology annotation, molecular function: calcium ion binding. The record is from RefSeq and is a predicted model, not a curated record. Gene Ontology annotation, cellular component: plasma membrane. The transcript has a single exon. Lineage: Eukaryota; Metazoa; Chordata; Mammalia; Artiodactyla; Camelidae. Bases 429 to 2831 code for a protein of 800 amino acids. Gene Ontology annotation, biological process: homophilic cell-cell adhesion.
UAAGUGAAAGUUUGCUCUUUGUACUCCUCCUGUGCAACAACACAGCUCCCUCUGAACUCAAAAAAAAACCCACACAAGAAUAGAACUCAAGUGUUUUAUAUUACAGAAAACAGUUUAUACAAGCUACUUGGUAUAUUUAGGAGAAUUUUGCAUCCAAUGUUAAACCAGAAAAAUAAGACGCAGUGAAAACACAUGGUGGCGCUGCAGGUUAAGGUGAUGAAAACCAGAAUUGUCUACGUAGCUCCAGUAUUCAGCCAGUUUCACACUGCCUGGAAGCUGAAGAAUCUCAGGCAGAGCAAAAGUGAGUGUGAAACCUCUUCAGAACUAUAUUUAGCGAUAUAGUUCUGAUUUGCUGGAGUGCAGGUCCCAGCUACUAGGAUCCUGGCCAUAUAUGAAGCUCCUGUGAACCGAGUUUUCAGGAAAGAGCAAUGGAGAUGGGAUGGAUGCACAGUUGGAGACAAAGGCAAGUCCUAGUUUUCUUUGUUUUGCUGAGCAUGUCUGGGGCGAGUGCCGAGUUGGGGCCCUAUUCAGUAGUGGAAGAAACAGAGAGAGGUUCCUUUGUGACAAAUUUAGGAAAAGACCUGGGGUUGGGGUUGACAGAGAUGUUCACUCGAGCGGCCCGGAUAAUUUCCCAGGGGAGCAAAGAGCAUUUGCAGCUCAAGGUUCAGACUGGGGAUUUGCUCAUAAACGAGAAACUAGAUCGAGAGGAGCUAUGCGGUCAAACUGAGCCUUGUUUACUAUAUUUCCAAGUGUUAAUGGAAAAACCCUUAGAGAUAUUUCAGGCUGAACUGAGGGUGAAAGACAUAAAUGACCAUUCCCCCGUGUUCACUGAAAGAGAAAUGAUUUUAAAAAUACCGGAAAACAGUCUGCCAGGAAUUUCAUUCCCUCUGAGUAACGCUCUGGACCUGGAUGUAGGGAGCAACAAUGUUCAGAACUAUAAAAUCAGCCCCAACUCCCAUUUCCGGGUUCUAACCCGCAAUCGCAACGACGGCAGAAAAUACCCUGAGCUGGUACUGGACAAAGAGCUGGAUCGGGAGGAAGAGCAAGAAAUCUCAUUAACCCUAACAGCAUUGGAUGGAGGCUCUCCGCCUCGGUAUGGGACUGUCCAGGUGCACAUUGAAGUGAUUGACAGCAACGAUAAUGCCCCCGAGUUUGAGCAGUCGCUCUACAAGGUGCAUAUUCCUGAGAACAGCCCUGUGGGUUCACUGGUUGUCACUGUCUCUGCCAGCGAUGUAGACAGUGGAGUCUACGGGAAAAUAUCAUAUACAUUCUUUCAGCCUUCAGAAGAUAUUAGUAAAACUUUGGAGGUAAACCCUAUGACAGGCGAAAUUCGACUAAGAAAACAAGUAGAUUUUGAAACAGUUCUGUCUUAUGAAGUGGACAUCAAGGCUACUGAUGGGGGAGGUCUUUCAGGAAAAUGCACUCUUCUCCUGCAGAUAGUGGAUGUGAAUGAUAAUCCCCCAGAAGUGACAAUCUCUGCACUCACCAGCCCCAUCCCUGAGAACUCGCCUGAGACUAUGGUUGCAGUUUUCAGUGUUUCAGAUCCUGACUCAGGGGACAAUGGGAAAACUAUUUCCUCCAUCCAGGACGACCUUCCUUUUCUUCUAAAACCUUCAGUCAAGAACUUUUACUCCUUGGUAACCAGGAGAGCACUAGAUAGGGAAGAAAGAGCCGAGUACAACAUCACCAUCACCGUCACAGACAUGGGGACUCCCAGGCUGAAAACCCAGCACAACAUAACAGUGCUGGUGUCCGACGUCAACGACAACGCCCCCGCCUUCACCCAGGCCUCCUACACCCUGCGGGUCCGCGAGAACAACAGCCCCGCCCUGCACAUCGGCACCGUCAGCGCCACAGACACAGACGCCGGCGCCAACGCCCAGGUCACCUACUCGCUGCUGCCGCCCGCCGACCCGCACGUGCCCCUGGCCUCCCUCGUGUCCAUCAACGCCGACAACGGCCACCUGUUCGCCCUGCGGUCCCUGGACUACGAGGCCCUGCGCGCCUUCGAGUUCCGCGUGGGCGCCGCCGACCGCGGCUCGCCGCCGCUGAGCAGCCAGGCGCUGGUGCGCGUGCUCGUGGAGGACGACAACGACAACGCGCCCUUCGUGCUGUACCCGCUGCAGAACACCUCGGCGCCCUGCACCGAGCUGCUGCCCAGGGCGGCCGAGCCGGGCUACCUGGUGACCAAGGUGGUGGCGGUGGACGGCGACGCGGGCCAGAACGCCUGGCUGUCGUACCAGCUGCUCAAGGCCACGGAGCCCGGGCUGUUCGGCGUGUGGGCGCACAACGGCGAGGUGCGCACGGCCAGGCCGCUGAGCGAGCGCGACGCGGCCAGGCACAGGCUGCUGGUGCUGGUCAAGGACAAUGGCGAGCCGCCGCUGUCGGCCAGCGUCACGCUGCACGUGCUGCUGGUGGACGGCUUCUCGCAGCCCCACCUGCCGCCCCCGGAAGCGGAAGCGGAAGCGGAGGCGGCGGCCGCGGCGCCGGCCGACCCGCUCACCGUCUACCUGGUGGUGGCCUUGGCGUCCGUGUCGUCGCUCUUCCUCUUCUCGGUGCUGGUGUUCGUGGCGGUGCGGCUGUGCGGGCGGGGCGGGGCUGCUCGGGCGGGUCGCUGCUCGGUGCCCGAGGGCCCCUUCCCGGGCCACCUGGUGGACGUCAGCGGCACCGGCACCCUGUCCCACAGCUACCAGUACCAGGUGUGUCUGACUGGAGGUACUGGGACCAGCGAGUUCAAGUUCCUCAAACCAACUAUCCCCAAUCUGGAAUCCCAGAGUACAGGGAGGGAAAUAGAAGAAAAUCCCUCGUUUAGGAAUAGCUUUGGGAUUUAAUUAUUGAUAAAAACCUAGUUAAUAAAGAUAUUUACUCCUAAUAUUUUUAAUUAAACUUUUUAUCCACACCACCAAUAGGGUAUUAUUUAAUUUUCUCUAUUUGGUUUAUCCUCAAUUUCUAUUUUCUGCUUAACUUUACAAGUUUCCUUUUCUUCAUAUUUUAGUCCAAUGAAGUAUUUCUCACUAGAAUUCCAAUGAGUGAAGUUAAGCUUUGUUGUCAAAGUGGAGAUCACUUACAUUUUUUCCCACUUUAUAGAGGUCUUCAUUGAUUUUGUGUUUACAUUUGAAAUUUCAGUUUUCCUUUUCCUAGAACUUUGUCAAUUAUCUGUCCAUGGGAUCUAGAUAUUUACUAUUCGACAUUUCUAACAUUUUUAUUUCAAAAUUGGUGUUUUUGUUGGUUUGUCAGCUUCAAUUUUCAUUACAGCAAUUUUCUUAAACCAUGUUACUUUUUAAAAUAAUUCCCUUCCCCUGUAUUGGUAUCUGCCUAUUUAAAAUAGAAUAUCCCCAUUGGGUGCUAUAAUAAAUAAAUCUCUAAUCAGUCUUAUCUGAAAAUAACAAGAAACACAAUUGUAAGAUACUGAGUUUGCGUAUGUGUGUUUAAGUUUGGAGACAAAAAAGCAAAAUUUAGGUAUUCUAUAAUAUCACAUAGAAACAUUUAAUAAUUUGUUCCUCUUAAUUCUGUUUGAAAAAAUCAGAGGUCCCCAUUAAGUUUUUAAUGGCUAACACAGUCCCAUUCAGUUGGAAAAAAAAUAAAGAAGUCAUCAAAAAGAGGUCUGUAUUACAUGUUGUGGUGUUUAUAUUCAACCAUUAGUGUUUUUGACAGUAGCUAGCCUUUUCCCAGUACAAUAGCUUUCAGUUUAAUCUGUAUCCUUUGCUUAUCGUGGAAAAAAUAGUGUCUUUCUAAAUAUGAGGGCUUGAACAAAAUUCUCUGUGAGGCAAAUGUUUUAAUGUUGUUCUUACUUUCAGUAGUAGUUAGGGUGGGCUUUAGUAUGGUCUACUCUUUAUUUUG